Molecule: messenger RNA, 2843 nt
Organism: Impatiens glandulifera
Lineage: Eukaryota; Viridiplantae; Streptophyta; Magnoliopsida; Ericales; Balsaminaceae
Product: BTB/POZ domain-containing protein NPY4
Exons: 6
Coding region: 822-2609 (595 amino acids)
Molecular function (GO): protein binding
Source: RefSeq, a predicted model, not a curated record
CAGAACGGCGUGCCAAAGCUGUGUCGUGGCCGGUUAGGUUGGUGGCUCGUUGGCUUGUCAGUUUUAAAAGAAGCCCACAAAACAAAAUUCUAUCUUUAUCGGGACUAAUGAACAGUAGAAAGAUAAAAUUGAUUCAUGAAUAAAGAACCCUCCUUUUUCUCCUCUAUCCCCACUUUUUACACAUGAAAGCAAUCUACACUAGGAACUAGUAUGUAUGUAUCUAUGUAUGUAUGUAUAUAGGAGGAGGGCAUCAUUUAUGCACCCACCACCAGCUGUUACAACAGCAGCAACAGCAGCAGCAGCAGAAGAAGAUGCGAUCUAUUAUGAUUGCUUUCUGUAACUUCUGAUUUUCAGCAUCAAACCUAUUAUCAUCAUCAUCAUCAAUUGAUGCUGCUAAACAUAAAUAACAAAACAAAAAUCUGGGAACAUUCUGAACUUGACUUUUAUCCUAAACAUGGUGGUGUUGCCGGAAUGGCUGGCAAAUAUGAGCGACAACUCAUCUUUUUGAAAUCGCCUGUUUUUUUCUCUUCUGUGGGUUUUUCAAUUUUCGGCUUCUGUUUUUUACCCAUCAGAUUUUAAUAUAUAUAUAUAUAUAUAUAUAUAUCCUUGGCGCUAAAUCAACUGUUCAUUCUCUUUCUCUCUCUCUCUCUCUCUCUCCAUCGGCAUUGAAUGAUUCCCCUGCUUUGAAGCUUGCUCAAGGUUCAAGGCUGGUUUAAGAGAGAAAGUGCCGUUUAAGUUGGGACUUGAGAGAUCUUCUUGGCUUAUCAUCUCAAAUACAGUGUAAUUUUUACACAUACUUCUAGAGAAAGCUGAAGAAGAAGAUGAAGUUUAUGAAACUGGGUUCAAAACCUGAUGCUUUUCAGACUGAUGGAGACAAUAAUACAAGAUAUGUAGCUACUGAAUUAGAAACCGAUUUCGUUGUUCUUAUUGGUGAUGUCAAGUUUUAUCUUCACAAGUUUCCGCUCUUGUCUAAGAGCGCCCGGUUGCAGAAACUGCUCGCGACUGCGAAAGAAGACGAUGCCCAUGAUCAAAUCUCCAUUCGCGAAAUCCCAGGAGGCCCGAUUGCGUUCGAGAUUUGCGCCAAGUAUUGUUAUGGAAUGACCGUAACCUUAAACGCUUACAACGUUGUUUCUGCCCGUUGUGCAGCAGAGUAUCUUGAAAUGUAUGAAACUGUCGAUAAAGGAAAUCUAAUUUACAAGAUUGACGUUUUUCUUAGCACUAGCAUUUUCAGGAGUUGGAAAGACUCGAUUAUUGUUCUUCAAACGUCGAAAUCUCUUCUUCCUUGGUCGGAAGAAUUGAAAAUAAUCGCUCAUUGCAUAGAUUCUAUCGCUACGAAAGCUUCGAUUGAUACGUCCAAGGUCGAAUGGUCGUAUACGUAUAAUCGAAAGAAAACCCCGUCCGAGUCGGGCCCUGGCGUUAGGAAGCAUCCUCCAAUGGUUCCAAAAGAUUGGUGGGCAGAAGAUUUAUGCGAUCUUCCGAUUGAAUUGUAUAAACGUGUCAUAACCGCUGUUCGAUCGAAGGGGAGAUUAUCUGAAGAUGUUAUAGGAGAAGCACUAAUGGCAUUCGCGACGAGAAGGCUACAAGGGUCUAAUAGAAACGUCGUUGAAACGCUCAUUUGGUUAAUGCCAACCGAAAAAAAUAGCGUUAGUUGUGGUUUUCUACUAAAAUUAUUGCAAGCAAUUGUUUUGCAAGAAUGUGGGGAAAAUUUGAGGAAGGAUUUGAUGAGGAGAAUUAGUCAGCAGCUCGAAGAGGCCACGGUUUCGGAACUGUUGAUUCCGGCACCUUCAGGAAGCGAAACGGUUUAUGAUGUAGAUGUUGUUAGGAACCUUAUAGAGGAGUUCAUCAAGCAGGGUAGCUCCGAGGAAGAGAUUGAGUAUGAAGAGAUAAGAAGUCCUAGUUUGAUCUCGGAAUGUUCUAAAACUAAGGUGGCUAGGAUUAUCGACGGUUAUCUUGCUGAAAUCAGUCGCGAUUCGAAUUUACCUAUGGCGAAAUUUAUGGAUCUUGCACAACUGGUAUCGAGUUUUCCUCGACAAUCCCAUGAUGGUUUAUACCGUGCCAUCGACAUGUUUCUUAAGGAACAUCCCGGUAUUAGUAAAAGCGAGAGGAAGAGAAUUUGUCGCCUAAUGGAUUGCAAGAAGCUCUCGGCAGAAGCAUGUACACAUGCAGUCCAAAACGAACGUCUCCCAUUAAGAGUAGUGGUUCAAGUUCUCUUUUUCGAGCAGAGCCGAUCCGCUUCAUCCUCAGGUGGUUGUAGCACCCCCGAUAUACCACUUGGUUCGGUCAGGGGUUCGAUGUUAGUCCCAACUAGAUCACACGGAAGCUCGAGAUCAGCCACUACAAAUACAGACGAGGAUUGGGAUGCCCUUCCAACUGCGGAAGAGCUUAAAGCUUUGAAAGGAAAACUCGCGGAAUUAAGGUUAAGGGACAACAGUGGUUUGGGCUCGGAAAAGGCAAUUGCAGCAGCUAAUCGAACUAGAGGGGUUCUCAUGUCUAGGAAGAUCUUUUCGAAGCUUUGGUCGGGAAAAGAUAGAGAUAGUGAGAAUAGUAGCUCCGAGACUUCGGGCAGCCCCUCUUCUAGUAACGCCGAAGUGGAUGCGAGGAGAAGGUAAGGCAUUGAUUUGUUAGCGGAGAUUAGAAUGCAAUGGGCAAUGGGAAAUCUUUUUGUAGGUGCAUUUUGCUAUUAACAUCAUUAUUCCCCCUUUGUGUACUUAAUUACCAAGUGGUAAAUUAUCAAUCUUUUUUUUUUUGUUAACUAUGUUGUUGUAGGUAGAAAUGUUUUACAUGACUGGUAACUUUUGUUGUAAUAGGACUAUUGCAUAAGGGAAUAUGCUAGUUUUGGAUUA